Molecule: messenger RNA, 790 nt
Organism: Nylanderia fulva
Lineage: Eukaryota; Metazoa; Arthropoda; Insecta; Hymenoptera; Formicidae
Product: 10 kDa heat shock protein, mitochondrial
Cellular component (GO): mitochondrion; mitochondrial matrix
Molecular function (GO): protein-folding chaperone binding; metal ion binding; protein folding chaperone
Source: RefSeq, a predicted model, not a curated record
AGUGGUUCUCGAAAUUCUACGGGGAGCGCCGGUGAUUGCGUAAUCACUUUUCUGCCGCGAUAAGACGAGUGGCGCAACGUGAGACUCGCAGGAACCUUCGUGGAGGGGAAGCUUCGAGAAGAUCUCUGCUCAGAGUGCCGGCCGCAGUUUAGGUUACACAACGUGUUCGAGAGCGUGCUUUUAUCGUGCUUUGCCUAGAAUUGUCGUGACUGCCAAAGAAAUCGCAAUUAUGGCUGCUGCUAAUGCUGUGAAGAGACUUAUUCCUCUUUUCGACAGAGUCCUCAUACAAAGAGCGGAGGCUAUAACAAAAACAAAAGGUGGCAUUGUAUUGCCGGAGAAAGCGCAAGCCAAAGUCCUGCGAGGCACAGUUAUUGCGACAGGACCUGGAGCAAGGAAUGAUAAAGGAGAGCAUGUGCCUUUAAGCAUUAAGAUUGGAGAUGUUGUAUUACUUCCCGAAUAUGGCGGCACGAAAGUCGACCUCGCGGAUAAUAAAGAAUACCAUUUGUUCCGCGAAUCGGAUAUAUUAGCAAAAGUAGAAGUUUAAAUUAUUCAUUGACUUUAUUGACGUUCCCAGUUUCGUAAAUGCUACAUACCGUUUUGCAACUUUACGAACUAAUUUGCAGCAAGGAAGAGUAAAUAUAUUAAGUUUUGUAAUAUAAUACUUUGAAAGUUGUUUCAUUUAACAAAAACCUGUAGUUUUUAAAGAAUGUUGCUGCUAAAACGCCAUUGUGUUUCUCAUUCUAUAUGUACAUACAAUUUUCUGAUAAAAUAAAGCAUUUUGUCUACUGUA